CAUCGCGUAGGGUAGGAAAUGCUUUGUUGUUGUCUAAUGUCUGACUGGAGAGUUACGAAGGAGGACGUGGUUUAGGGGCACUAUGAAUGAAGAGCAGUUUGUUAACAUUGACUUGAAUGAUGAUAAUGUUUGCAGCGUGUGUAAACUGGGAACAGAAAAAGAAACACUCUCGUUUUGCCACGUCUGUUUUGAGUUAAAUAUUGAAGGGGUACCAAAAUCCAAUCUUCUACAUACAAGAUCAUUAAGGGGGCACAGAGACUGCUUUGAAAAAUUCCAUUUAAUAGCAAAUCAGGACUGCCCUCGGUCAAAACUCUCCAAAAGUACCUACGCAGAAGUAAAAAGUAUCUUGAGCAAAAAAAUUAACAGGAUUAUACAGUAUGCACAAAACAAAGAUUUGGAUUCUGAUUCAGACAGCACAAAAACUUCUCAACACCAGCUUUUUAACUUCAGACAUCAGACAGACAGAAAACUGCUUCCACAAUUUGACUCCCAAGUACCCAGGUACUCUGCAAAAUGGAUAGAUGGAAGUUCUGGGAGUAUCUCAAAGUGUUCACAAAGUAUUUUGGAACAAAAAGAAUCUACUGAUUUCAGACUUGAUAUGUUGCAAGAAACAGGAGCUACAUUCUGUUGCAAGAGUGUUUUAUGGUCUAGUUGCAACCAAGCACCGAAGACAGAAAAAGCUAAAAGUGAUUCAGAUGCCAAUGCCCAAAGACAACAUCCCCGAUACAGCAGGGACGAAUUGAAUAUGAUGACUCCUGAAGAGGUAGAGCAACUGAAUGAAAAACUCCUCAAGCAAAUCCAGGAUGUUUUUGAAGAGCUGACUCGGGAAGUGCAAGAAAAGGAUUCUUUGGCCUCAGAACUGAACGUCCGCCACAGUGCUAUUGAGCAGCUGCUUAAAAACUGUUCCAAAUUACCAUGUCUACAGGUGGGAAGAGCAGGAAUGAAAUCAAAUGUCCCCAUAUAAAUGGGAUGAGGAUCUUACUAGUAUUAACUUUCC
Molecule: messenger RNA, 997 nt
Organism: Mauremys mutica (yellowpond turtle)
Lineage: Eukaryota; Metazoa; Chordata; Testudines; Geoemydidae
Product: protein EURL
Exons: 5
Coding region: 83-964 (293 amino acids)
Source: RefSeq, a predicted model, not a curated record